This is a messenger RNA of Bubalus bubalis (water buffalo), 2055 nucleotides long. It is a transcript of the gene PFKFB1, whose product is annotated as 6-phosphofructo-2-kinase/fructose-2,6-biphosphatase 1. Gene Ontology annotation, molecular function: 6-phosphofructo-2-kinase activity; fructose-2,6-bisphosphate 2-phosphatase activity; ATP binding. The transcript has 14 exons. Gene Ontology annotation, biological process: fructose metabolic process; fructose 2,6-bisphosphate metabolic process. NCBI's taxonomy places the organism in Eukaryota, Metazoa, Chordata, Mammalia, Artiodactyla, Bovidae. The record is from RefSeq and is a predicted model, not a curated record. The coding region runs from base 400 to 1746 and encodes 448 amino acids. Gene Ontology annotation, cellular component: cytosol; 6-phosphofructo-2-kinase/fructose-2,6-biphosphatase complex.
UCAGUCUUUUAUUUGCAUACUCUACUAGUCCUGUCUUCAUUGGAGGGAAGUGAUUGGCCAGAUCUGGGCUGUCUUGCUGGCUGCCUUCCUUGCUGGGCUCCAACUUAUCUCCUAUGUACACAGCCCUUGGAGUUCAGAGGCCUCUGCUGACCUCUGCCCAACCUCUCCUCUGCACCCAAGCCCUCAAUGGUACAUACAAGAGCAGAGGAAGGCAAGAACUAGGAGACAAGAGAGAGGCUGGAAACAGGCUACAAAAGGGCUCAGAACCCCAGCACACCUCACUGUCCCAACUCUGUCCACCACCUGCUGUGGCCACAGCAAAAGAAGAGAGAGCUAAUAAGACAGAAAGUAAGGCCGGGUACCUUGUGGACAGUAGUGUCAUUAGCUGUGACGCCCAAGAUGUCUCAAGAGAUGGGAGAGCUCACCCAAACCAGAUUGCAGAAGAUCUGGAUUCCACACAACAACGGCAACAGCAGGCUUCAACAGAGGAGGGGCUCAUCCAUACCACAGUUUACAAAUUCCCCCACGAUGGUGAUCAUGGUGGGUUUACCAGCUCGAGGAAAGACCUACAUCUCAACAAAGCUCACACGCUAUCUCAACUGGAUAGGAACACCAACUAAAGUGUUUAAUUUAGGCCAAUAUCGACGAGAGGCAGUGAGCUACAAGAACUACGAAUUCUUUCUUCCCGACAACAUGGAGGCCCUACUUAUCAGGAAGCAGUGUGCCCUAGCAGCCCUGAAAGAUGUUCAUAGCUAUCUCAGCCAUGAGGAAGGUCGUGUUGCGGUUUUUGAUGCCACCAACACUACCAGAGAACGACGGUCACUGAUUCUGCAGUUUGCUAAAGAACAUGGUUACAAGGUCUUUUUCAUUGAGUCCAUUUGUAAUGACCCUGACGUCAUUGCAGAAAACAUCAGGCAAGUGAAACUUGGCAGUCCUGAUUAUAUAGACUGUGAUCGUGAAAAGGUUCUGGAAGAUUUUCUAAAGAGAAUAGAGUGCUAUGAGGUCAACUACCAACCCUUGGAUGAUGAACUGGAUAGCCACCUGUCCUACAUCAAGAUCUUCGACGUGGGCACACGCUACAUGGUGAAUCGUGUGCAGGACCAUAUCCAGAGCCGCACAGUCUACUAUCUCAUGAACAUUCACGUCACACCCCGCUCCAUCUACCUAUGCCGGCACGGUGAGAGUGAACUCAACCUCAGAGGCCGCAUUGGAGGUGACUCUGGCCUCUCAGCUCGGGGCAAGCAGUAUGCCUAUGCCCUGGCCAAUUUCAUUCAGUCCCAGGGUAUCAGCUCACUGAAGGUGUGGACCAGCCACAUGAAGAGGACUAUCCAGACAGCUGAAGCCUUAGGCAUUCCCUAUGAGCAAUGGAAGGCCCUGAAUGAGAUUGAUGCGGGUGUCUGUGAGGAGAUGACCUAUGAAGAAAUCCAAGAACACUACCCUGAAGAAUUUGCACUGCGAGACCAAGAUAAAUACCGCUACCGCUAUCCUAAGGGAGAGUCUUAUGAGGAUCUGGUCCAGCGUCUGGAGCCAGUUAUAAUGGAGCUAGAACGGCAGGAAAAUGUAUUGGUGAUCUGCCAUCAGGCUGUCAUGCGGUGCCUCCUGGCCUACUUUCUGGACAAGAGCUCAGAUGAGUUGCCUUAUCUCAAGUGCCCUCUGCACACAGUGCUCAAACUUACACCUGUGGCUUAUGGUGGAGUCCAUCUACCUGAAUGUGGAGGCUGUAAACACACAUCGGGAGAAGCCUGAGAAUGUGGACAUCACCCGGGAACCUGAAGAAGCCCUGGACACUGUUCCUGCCCACUACUGAGCCCUUUCUUAGACAUCAAACUGCCUCUGUCCUUUCUUGGGUUCACCUUUAGGAGCUGCUAUUAUUGCUCUUUUCUUACACUGAGAACACUCUGAACUUGGCCUCACUGGAAGAGACCCACUUCUAGUAAAGAAACUCCAAAAUAGGCCUUGAUUUCUAGCUAUAAACAAGGAGCUGUCUAGCUCAAGAUGAAACUUGUUCCUUCUUAAUUCCUAUUCCCUGAUCAAUAAAGACUUCCUUACUGCCUA